UAACCAAGGUUUUCUGAGUGACUGAAAGGCAAGUUUUAAAGAUACGCUAACCCUUUAAAAUUUGUCCUUUAGUGCCAAGUUGGAAGCUUUGCACAGCUGUAUCAUCUACAUGUUUUGAAGUUUGACACUGUGUCUCUAGCUGCCACCCUAAGCGGAGUCCCAGGGAAGAGUGAGCUCUUGGCCUCCUCAGUGCAGCUGCUGUCUGCUCACAGCUGGCUGUGGUCUCCCCAGCUAGCCCUGAGUCCAGAUGCUGUCCACCUCCAACUCCCACCUUCCCCCAAGGCAGAAGAGGGCGGCUGCUGGGCUGGAGGUUUAGCUCAGCGGCAUAAGCGCCUGCCUUGCACGCAGGCAUCGUGAGUUCGAUCCCUGGUACCGAUAAAAACGGAAAAAGACAAAAAAAAAAAAAGAGGGAGGCUGCAGUGCAUCGGGAGCAAGACGCCCCGUCGGUGUUUGCCAGCGUGGCAGUGCAUCGGUCCAUUAACUUUUUUUUCACAGAACUUCAGGGUUAUGUUUAUUGCAACACCACUGAAACGUGUGUAUAGAACACUGCUUGUUUCUGUAAAAGGUGGUACUUCCUGUGAACUGGUUAGGUAGCUGAAGCAGUUGUUGAUCAUGAUGUUGUCUGCACUACAGUGGCAGUGAGCUCGUGCAGGAAGUCCUGUGUCCUGCAAAGCACUGGAUGCCACCUGGCCUUGGCUGGAACUGAAACACUUUUGAAGUCUGUUUUCUGUGUAUUGUAACACUUGGAGCUGAUGCAAUGUAUUUUAAGCAUCUCGGGUUAGAAGAUAGAAAUGCAGUUUUUGUUUGUUUUUUAAGACUGACUGAAAUAUGCUGGCAUGAUGCCUGAUGCAGGAGGGUCUGUUGCCAGUCACCAGUCGCAGACCAGCCUGAGUUACAUAAUGAGACCUGAUCAUAAAAAAAAAAAAAAAAAAAAACCCUGACUGAUGUGCUUUGAAAUCUUUUCUUUUUCUCCUUGAAAUAAAAUGAAUUUAUAAAACAAAACAAAAGACUGAUUCAAAUAAAAAGGUCAGGCUGGGGAUGUAGAUCAGUGGUAAUGUUUACCUAACAUGCACAAUGUCCUGAGUUCAAUCCCCAGUACUACCAAAAAAAAUGUUUAGACAUUAGGACUCAGAGACUGAGAAAUGCUACCUUAGCUGGGUGUGGUGGCUCACAUCUAUAAUCCAGCACUUGGGAGGCUGAGGCAGGAGGACUGUCAUGAGUUCAAGACCAGCCUAGGCUACAAAGUGAGCUCAAGGCCAACUUCAACUGCAUAGAGAGACCCUGUCUCAAAAAGACAAAAAAAAAAAAAAAAAAAAAAAUGUUAUCUUGGAGGUUAACACUGAACCCCUAGGCUGGGCAUGGAAUUAAUGCUUGUAAUUGUAUUAAUGUCUGUAAUCCCAGCACACUGGGAGGCUGAGGCAGGAUAAUCACAAAUUCAAACUUGGCCUGGGCAAAUUGGUAAAACCCUAUCUCAGGAAAGGUCUGGGUAGUUAGGCAUGGUAGUACACUCCUGUAAUCGCAGCACUCCCAGAGGCUGAGGCAAGAGGAUCUUCAUGAGUUUGAGGCCAACCUGGGCUAGUUAGUUCAAAGCUACCCUCAACUACCUAGUAAGAUCUUGUCUCAAACAAACAAACCUAUCAGGACUAGCUCUGUCAACUGUGCUGUGGGACUAAGUCACUUUAAUCUGAAUGUCAGCUGUCCUCACCUGAGGCAGCAGAUCACAUUGCUGUGAGUGCUGCAGUGAGAAUAAAGUCAGACAGGACACAGAUAGGCCAUCUCAGUGCCUGCCACAGUCAGUGCAUGUGGAUGUCGGGAGCAGAAGAAUGAUGUGAACAGCAUAAUAGUCUUCAGGGGGUUUGUUUAUUUAUUUUUGGUACCUGGAAUUGAACUCACAACCUUGCGCUUGCUGGGCAGGUGCUGUGCCACUAAGCUCCAUCCUUGGCCCUUCGGGUGGGUUUAAAUGGCUUUUCUUUCCCUCUGUGGGUACUGAAUUAAAGAGUCUGAGGGUUCAAACAGUAUCUUGAACAGGUUUUGGAUAGCUUUUUUUUAAAUUGAUUUUUUAUGGGUAACUUUAAAUGCAUGUAUUAGGUAGAAGUUGGCAGAAACCAGGAGGACAGUCAGUGGUGGGCUUUAAACUGAGCGAGAAUCACAUGCUGGGGCUUGCUGUCAGCCAGACUGGGCAGAACUCUGUUGAAACAGGUGUUGCUGUAGAUAUUUUAUAAUAGCAACAGUUAUCAGUUAGAUACAAGACAAACAUUUCCCCAGCCAACUUGUUAGUAUAUUCGGAUGGCUGUAAAGAAAUUUAUCCAAUAUUUAGCCCCCAAGAAGCAAGAACUGAAAAACUGGAGCCCAAACAAUGAAUGUAGAUCUCUUCCUAAGUAGUGGAUUCUACCAUUAAGCACUCGUGAAAAAGUUUGGUAAACCACUGAAGUUUUGGCUUUUUUGUUUGUUUUGCCUUGUUUUGUGUUUUGGUACUGGGGAAUGAACUGAGUAUCUUUACACUGAGCUAUAUCCCCAUCCCUUUUUAAUGUUGAUGAUAAUGAGACAGGGUUUUGUUAAUUUGCUCAAACUGACCCUGAACUGGUGAUCCCCCUGCCUCAGCCUCCCAGAGAACUGGAAUUAUAGGUAUGCUAAGCUACUGAGUGUUUGAGGGAAAAGCAAAAGUUUCCUGUUAGCUGGUCAUAGGUGCUGUGGCAGUUCUAAUAUGAAAUACCUACGCAUGGCCCAGAAUUGGCCUGCCAGUGUUUUGUGGGGUUAAUGAUUAGCCCAGCAUGUGUCUGAGCUACUUAUUUCCAUGAGGCUGCCAGUAGUUCACCUGCAGAGGGGUACAGAAAGCACCAUGUCCCCUUUGCUCCUUUGGGCUGGGCUGGUGGCUGUGAAUCUAGUGACAACUGGUAGGAGCCAGAAGACAGAGCCAACUGCCUCUGGGGAACCGCUGCAUGAGGCUGAACGCCAUGACUUCGCCAUCUUGAUCCUUCCAGGGAGCAUAGAAUGCUUUUGGCAAUUUGCCCACCAGAAUGGCUACUUCUACUUCAGCUAUGAGGUUCAGCGGAUACUUGGGAUGUCGCAGGACCGGCACAUUGCUGCCACAGUGCAUACCCCAAAGGGAUCCCUCAUAGACACCUCCUGGGAUGUUCGGGGCCAGAUUAACUUCUCUACCCAAGAGACAGGUUACUACCAGCUUUGUCUAAAAAACCAGCAAAAUCGCUUUAGUUCUGUACAAGUCUACCUCAACUUUGGAGUCUUCUAUGAGGGGCCUGAGAUAAACCACAAACAGAAUCAAAGGAAACACCUGAAUGAUACCCUAGAUGCAAUUGAGGUGAGUACACAAAGGAUGCAAAGUAAUGUCUUUCAUAUAUGGCGGUUUUACAACUUUGCUCGGAUGAGAAAGAUGGCAGACUUUUUCCUUCUUCAAUCAAACUAUAACUAUGUGAACUGGUGGUCCAUAGCCCAGAGCCUUGUUAUUGUGCUAUCUGGUAUCUUGCAGCUGUAUUUUGUGAAACGUCUCUUCAAUGUUCCAACAAUAAGCCACACAAAAACACCAAGAUGCUAAGCUGACAAUAGCAUCUGGGCUUUUCUGCUGAGGUAGAGCCUUGUCAAAGCGGUACUGAACUCUCCUUUGCAAAAUCAGAAAGAAUUAAGUUUAAUAUUUGAGGCUACUGUGCUUUUCAAAAACAGUAAAAUGGCAAUAAAAGUCAUACUAAUGUAAA
Cavia porcellus (domestic guinea pig) is the source of this 3710-nucleotide messenger RNA. RefSeq names its product transmembrane p24 trafficking protein 6 (gene Tmed6). NCBI's taxonomy places the organism in Eukaryota, Metazoa, Chordata, Mammalia, Rodentia, Caviidae. Gene Ontology annotation, cellular component: COPII-coated ER to Golgi transport vesicle; Golgi apparatus; endoplasmic reticulum-Golgi intermediate compartment. The coding region runs from base 2795 to 3553 and encodes 252 amino acids. Gene Ontology annotation, biological process: endoplasmic reticulum to Golgi vesicle-mediated transport; intracellular protein transport; Golgi organization. The record is from RefSeq and is a predicted model, not a curated record. The transcript is spliced from 4 exons.